AUGGCAGAAUAUCAGGGACAACCCCAGCAUGCCACGGGUGUUGCUAUCUCUCCAGAUGUCGAGGAACAUCUGAGUAUCAAACGCUAUAUCGCAACGCGCAUUCCAUCCCUGGUGCCGCCGAUGAACCCAGCCCCGAACCCUUUCAAGUCUUUGACUCUCCUCAAUCGUCAACAGUGGCUAUUUUUUAGUGUCGCAUUUUUUGGUUGGAGUUGGGAUGCCUUCGACUUCUUCACCGUUUCGCUCACCACAACUGAGCUGGCUGAAUCCUUCGAUAAAUCAGUCACCGAUAUUACAUGGGGUAUCACGCUCGUUCUCAUGCUACGAUCAGUCGGCGCCAUAAUAUUCGGAAUUGCCUCUGACAGAUGGGGUCGCAAAUGGCCCUUUAUCUUCAAUCAGUUUCUUUUCAUAGUGCUCGAGCUAGGUACCGGUUUCUGCCAAACCUACAAGCAAUUCCUCGCCUGCCGUUCUUUGUUUGGUAUCGCCAUGGGUGGUCUUUACGGUAACGCUGCAGCCACUGCGUUGGAAGAUUGCCCCUCCGAGGCUCGCGGAAUCAUUUCCGGUAUGCUGCAGCAGGGUUAUGCGUUUGGCUAUCUGCUAGCUGCCGCUUUUGCCAGAGGUCUGGUUGGUACUACUUCGCAUGGCUGGCGACCACUCUUCUGGUUCGGUGCUUGCCCGCCGGUAUUGGUUAUCAUUUUCCGGCUGUGUUUGCCCGAGACCGAAACUUUCCGCCGUCGCCAGGAAGCUCGUAGUGAGGUGCGUGGUGGUGUGGCUGCGUCUUUCAUUUCUGAGGGCAAGGUAGCGCUCAAGCGGCACUGGCUGUUGUUGAUCUACCUGGUUUUGCUAAUGGCUGGUUUCAACUUUAUGUCACACGGAUCGCAAGAUCUCUACCCAACCAUGCUAAAGAAUCAGUUCGGUUUCUCCGCCGAUGCCGUAACCGUCACACAGGUUGUAGCAAAUCUGGGUGCGAUCACAGGCGGUACCAUCUGCGGGUGGGCAAGUCAGAUCUUCGGCCGACGAUUCUCUAUCAUUGCAAUCAGCAUUGUCGGCGGUGCCCUGUUGUACCCCUACACCUUUGUCACAACCCACCAAGUCAUGGCAGCAGCAUUCUUCGAACAGUUCAUGGUGCAGGGUGCCUGGGGUGUUAUACCCAUUCACCUGAUGGAACUAUCCCCAGGUCCCAUUCGAACCUUUGCCGUGGGCACUGCCUACCAGCUUGGAAAUCUUGUGUCUUCUGCCAGUUCCACUAUCGAAUCGACUCUUGGCUCCCGCUUUCCUCUUCCACCUACUAAGACCGUUGCCCAUCGCUACAGUUAUGGUAAAGUCAUCUGCAUCUUCAUGGGCUGCGUCUUUGCCUAUGUCAUUUUAAUUACCUUUGCUGGUCCGGAGCGUCUUGGUCGUAAUUUUGAUGCUGAACAUGACGCUGAUCUAGCGGUUGUUGCGGCUCAUCGUGGCUUGGACCGAGUGGAUGAAGAGAGCGAUCCUGAAAAGCCUACUACAUCGCGACGCGAGUUGGAUUGA
Penicillium taxi is the source of this 1518-nucleotide messenger RNA. RefSeq names its product sugar transporter family protein. Gene Ontology annotation, biological process: plasma membrane lactate transport. The coding region runs from base 1 to 1518 and encodes 505 amino acids. The record is from RefSeq and is a predicted model, not a curated record. Lineage: Eukaryota; Fungi; Ascomycota; Eurotiomycetes; Eurotiales; Aspergillaceae. The transcript has 3 exons. Gene Ontology annotation, cellular component: plasma membrane. Gene Ontology annotation, molecular function: secondary active monocarboxylate transmembrane transporter activity.